This is a messenger RNA of Chaetura pelagica (chimney swift), 3813 nucleotides long. It is a transcript of the gene ZNF687, whose product is annotated as zinc finger protein 687. NCBI's taxonomy places the organism in Eukaryota, Metazoa, Chordata, Aves, Apodiformes, Apodidae. The record is from RefSeq and is a predicted model, not a curated record.
AUAUUCCCCACCAUGGGUGACAUGAAAACCCCCGAUUUCGAUGACCUGCUGGCAGCUUUCGACAUUCCCGACAUCGACACCAACGAGGCCAUCCACUCUGGCCAUGAGGAGGCUGAUGCUCACAUCAAGCAAGUCCCUGGGGAGCCAGGACCCCCCGACCACGUCCUGCCCCACACGGACAUCACAGCUGUCAGUGUCAUCGUGAAGAACACGGUGUGUCCCGAGCAGCUCGAUGCCCUGGACGGACGCAGCAAAGAUGGGCACGUCCUGGGGCCCCGCUUGCUGCAGAACGGCUUUGGGGCCCCCGAGGUGCCCAGGUCCCCCACUUCCAGGUCCGUGGAAGCCGUGGCCUCCUCCAACGGGGAGUGUUGGGUGAAGGAAAAAGGUCCCAAACCUCUGGAUAUCUUCUCCCAUUUUGGCCCUGAUCCCAAUGAGGACAACCCUGCCAACCUGAUCGACAGGCCCCGGGAGUGCAAGCCGAAGGAGAAGCCCCUCGCUGUGCCCUCCCUCUCCCCAUCUCCCACCCCAUCCCUGGACUGCAAGGAGCCCCUGGGGGAGGGCACGGAGACCCUGGCCCCGGCCUUCCCACAGCCCUUUGAGACCAGCCAGCCCGGGGGUGCUCACGGGUCCCCCCAAACCAUCGCCUGCAUCAAAAAGGAGGAGUCUGACUCAGAGGAGGUGUGCCGGGAAGCCAGCCCCAAGGCUUUGGCUGCAGCCUUGGCCAACAGCCCCCUGGAUCACCUGAAGUCGGUCACGGUGCGUUACCCCACCGAGGAUUCUCCCAUCACCUCCUGGCCCAGCUCAGACCCAAACCUGGACAGCAGCACCAGCCACCUCCCCGAGGUGAAGCACUCGCCCGCCAGCCCCCGGGAGCCCUUCUUCAAGCCUUCCUCACCAGUGGUACAAAGCCCCAGGACCCCCACUUCCCCAAAGCAGCUGGACAGCAUCAGCCCCAAGGAGGAGCAAGAAAUCCUGGAGAAGUCGAUGGGAAGUCCACAGAGCAUGUCCAGCGCUGAGGAUGAGGAUGAGGAGGAAGACAACAACAACGACUCCCCUUCUUCCAACUCCUCACGGCCCCUGAAAGUGAGGAUUAAAACCAUCAAAACAUCUUGUGGCAGCAUCACCCGGACAGUGACCAGGGUCUCCUCGGACUCGGAGCCGGGCUCCACCAAGGGCCCAGCCGAGCAGAGCUCCCAGGAAACCUCUCUUGAGGGUUCCAGCUUCUCCACGUCGGCAGAGAAGGAGGAAGGGAUGGUGCUGGAGUUGCCCAAGGAGAAAAUGGAGCUUUCCAGCCCCUUGAAAACCAUCGAGGGGCCCAAAAUUGUCAGUGUUCAACUUGGCAAUGGCACCAAGCUCAAAGGGACCGUCCUGCCCGUCUCCACCAUCCAGAACGCCAGCAGCGCCAUGCUGAUCGCGGCCAGCGUGGCCCAGCAGAAGUCCGUGGUGCUGCCCACAAAGACAGGGAAAGCCGUGGCCAAGAACAUCAUCAACCUGGUGCCACAGACCCUGCCCAAGGCUGACACCAGGACCAACGUCAGCACCGUGACGCAGACCAGCACCAUCACCACCACGGCCAACCAGAAGGUCAACGGCACCACGGUGGUGAUGGUGCAGCCACAGAAACCUUCCCCAACCGUGGCGGGCACGGUGAUUUCCCGCAGCCAGUCCAGCCUCGUGGAAGCCUUUAACAAGAUCCUCAACAGCAAGAACCUCCUGGCCACCUACAAACCCAACCUGAACCCCCCAGCUGAUGCCAGCCUGGCCCUGCCACCCUUCGGCUACCGCUGCCUGGAGUGUGGAGACUCCUUUGCCCUGGAGAAGAGCCUGGCUCGGCACUACGACCGGCGCAGCAUGCGCAUCGAGGUGACCUGCAACCACUGCACCAAGCGCCUGGUCUUCUUCAACAAGUGCAGUUUGCUCCUGCACGCCCGGGAGCACAAGGACAAAGGGCUGGUGAUGCAAUGUUCCCAUCUGGUCAUGAGGCCCAUCGCUCUGGAUCAAAUGAUCGGGCAGCCAGACAUCACCCCCCUGGUCUCUGUCACCUCCUUCCCCGCUGGCAAAGUGACCAGCGUGGCUCAGGAUGCCUUGACCACGGCCAACGGGGCACAGGACCUGCCCAUCCUGCCCCUGAGCAACAGCUCCGAGCAGAGCAACUACAGCUGCUUCAGGUGCCUGGAGUGCAAGGAGCAGUGCAAGGACAAGGCCGGGCUGGCCGCGCAUUUCCAGCAGGCGGUGACCACGGGGACCACCAGCAGCACGGUCUGCACAACGUGUCCCAUGAUCAUGUCCAACCGCUGCAGCUUCAAUGCCCACCAGAGGAUGCACAAGAACCCCCCCCCCCAUGUCUGCCCCGAGUGUGGGGGGAAUUUCCUGCUGGCCAACUUCGAGGCCCACCUGAAGGAAUCCUGCCUGCACUUCUCCCGCCGCGUGGGCUACAGGUGUCCCAGCUGCGCCGUGGUCUUUGGUGGGGUCAACUCCAUCAAGUCACACAUCCAGACCUCCCACUGCGAGGUGUUCCACAAGUGCCCCAUCUGCCCCAUGGCGUUCAAGUCAGCGCCCAGUGCCCACGCGCACGUCUACACACAGCACCCUGGCUUCAGCAACCAGCAGUCCAAGAUGAUUUACAAGUGUGCGAUGUGUGACACGGUCUUCACCCACAAGCCCCUGCUCUCCUCCCACUUCGACCAGCACCUGCUCAACCAGCGGGUCAGCGUCUUUAAGUGCCCUGACUGCCCACUGCUCUUCGCCCAGAAGCGCACGAUGCUGGAGCACCUCAAGAACACUCACCAGCCCCAGAAGCCCAAGGAAGACCUGGCCAAGAAGGCGUCUGUCCUGCUGACACCGAAGCAGGAGCCUGUGGAAACCCCCGUGUCCAAGAUCUCAGAGGAGUCGUCGUCCUCCACGGAGGAGGACGAGCCCCCCAGCUCCCCCGAGCUGCGCAAGACCAAGCGGAGCCGCUUCCAGCGCAAGACGGUGAACAAGUCCAAGGGCGCGCAAGGGCCGGCCUGGCCCUGCUGCUUCUGCCACUCCUGGUUCCCGGAGCGCGACGAAUACGUCUCCCACAUGAAGAAGGACCACGGGAAGUCGGUGAAGAAGUUCCCGUGCCACCUGUGUGAGCGCUCCUUCUGCUCCGCCCCCAGCCUGCGCCGCCACGUGCGCGUCAACCACGAGGGCAUCAAGCGCGUCUAUCCCUGCCGGUACUGCACCGAGGGGAAACGGACCUUCAGCAGCCGCCUCAUCCUGGAGAAGCACAUCCAGGUGCGACACGGGAUCAAGGUGACAGACCAGGCGAAGAGCCAGGAGGUGGUUAUUGCCCGGAUAGGGACCGGACCCACGCAGGUUUCUGGGAGGAAGCGGAAACUUUCCUCAGACGAGGGCGACUCGUGCAGCGAGGAGCCUGACAGCACCACCCCCCCCUCCAAGACCCCCAAGGGCGACCGCAGGGCCCCUUUCCGCUGCCGCAAGUGCGGGUACUUGGCCAGCAGCGCCGCCGACUUCCAGGAGCACAUUCCCCAGCACCGGACUGACGAGAGCUCCCACCAGUGCCGCGAGUGCGGCCUCUGCUUCACCUCCCAGGUCUCCCUCAACCGCCACCGCUUCAUUACCCACAAGAAGAAGAAGGGGGCAGGGGAGCUGGAGGAGCCGGGGCCGCGCAGCCCCCGGGAGGGCGGCGCUCAGCACCCGCCCGACGGGAAACUGAGCUGCAAGGUGUGCGGCCGCGGCUUCGACAGCCAGCUCAACCUCAAGACACAUUUCCGCACCCACGGCAUGGCCUUCAUCCGCGCCCGCCAGAACGCCAGCCCCGACAACUAG